Drosophila ananassae is the source of this 462-nucleotide messenger RNA. Its product is annotated as glycine-rich cell wall structural protein. NCBI's taxonomy places the organism in Eukaryota, Metazoa, Arthropoda, Insecta, Diptera, Drosophilidae. The coding region runs from base 25 to 372 and encodes 115 amino acids. The transcript has a single exon. The record is from RefSeq and is a predicted model, not a curated record.
UUAGAAAGUAUUUGCUUCUACAAAAUGAAACUAUACGUGAUUGCCGUCUUCGUAUUCGCGGCUAUUGUCCUGGCCCAAGGACAUCCGGCGGCAGAGGAGCAACAGCCGCAGCUAGUGACCCUGGAGGAUGCGGAAGCCAAGCAAGGCGUCGAUGAUGGAGCCGGAGUACGAGCUGCCCGAGGAUUUGGAGGAUGGGGUGGACGUGGAGGAGGAUUCUGUUGCGGAGGAGGAGGAGGCUACGGCAGGAGAGGUGGCGGUGGCUUCUAUCCUGGCGGUGGCUUCGGACGCGGCGGUGGAGGCUAUGGCGGAGCCAGUGCCUCGGCCUCGGCUUCGGCUUCAGCCUCUUCCUACGGUGGCGGCUGGGGACGCUAAAGGCCCCUUCUCCCAAUGGCUUUUAAAUUAAGAAAAAUAAAAACAAAACCCCAAAUAAACAAGAGACGAAAGUCAAAACGAAAACAAAAA